CUUGAACCUUUGGACAGUGGAGGUCAGUGUUGUGAAGAUGAGUUUGGUAGGAGGAUACUCGAUGCCGCAGACUUACGGCCAUGCCACGAUGGGGCACACGCCUUCCCCCGAGGCACUAUACUCGCCUUACUACUCCCACCCGAGUCCCCCCGGGCAGGCGCUGUACCCAGGCUGGGGCUAUUCUCCCCCAGGCUACUCUCCAGGGUAUUCGUCCGAGGUAGCCGUAGCCUGUCAGGAAUAUGGCGUGUCCGGAGGCUUUGUCGUGGGCCCCGGUUCCCCCCACGACCUCGGGGGCGACUACACAAUUGAAAUGGUGGACGGCUGCGGCCGCGUGGUGAAGCGAAGGUCGUCGGCCAACAAGAAGGAGCGUCGGCGCACCCAGAGCAUCAACAACGCCUUCGCGGAGUUGCGCGAGUGCAUCCCCAACGUCCCGGCCGACACCAAGCUCUCCAAGAUCAAAACGCUGCGCCUCGCCACCUCCUACAUCGCCUACCUGAUGGAGGUCCUGCACACGGAGGACUCCAACCCCGCCCCCCCGCCCGAGCCCUUCCGCGCCGACCUGCCGCCCAGAACCAGACCCUCGCAGCCCAUCCCCGCCGAGCACGAAAAGGUUGCCACCUCCGUCGCGCCCGCUUCCCUCUCCUCCAGCCCAGAGACCAAGCGUGGGCGUACAGGCUGGCCCCAAGAGGUGUGGGCGCAGGAACUGAAGAAGUAGGCACGCCCGCCACGUCCUCUGAAGGAAGAAGAGGGCGGCAAGAGAUAUAUUCCCUCAGUGUGAAAGAUUUUAAUGCGAUAAGAACUAUUAUAGAACAUCAAGAGGCUAAUGAUGAAAUGCUGAGCCAAGAUGGACAUUAAAAGAAAUCGUACGAAACCUUGAGAUUAAUUAAGGUUAUAGCCUCAGCAAAUGUACUUAAGUGUUGUUUGUAACAUCCAAAAUAUCUGUCUAAGACAUCUUAUGAGAGACAGAGAGAGAAAGAAAAAAAAAACAC
Penaeus indicus is the source of this 989-nucleotide messenger RNA. RefSeq names its product heart- and neural crest derivatives-expressed protein 2-like. Gene Ontology annotation, biological process: regulation of transcription by RNA polymerase II; developmental process. The transcript has 2 exons. Lineage: Eukaryota; Metazoa; Arthropoda; Malacostraca; Decapoda; Penaeidae. The coding region runs from base 38 to 715 and encodes 225 amino acids. Gene Ontology annotation, molecular function: DNA-binding transcription factor activity, RNA polymerase II-specific; protein dimerization activity; RNA polymerase II transcription regulatory region sequence-specific DNA binding. The record is from RefSeq and is a predicted model, not a curated record.